AUGUCCGAGAUUCCCAAUCCUUUUCGAAUUGCCAUCAUAGGCGGUGGAAUUGGUGGCCUCUUCUCAGCUCUUUCGCUGAAUUGGCACUGCAAAAAUCAUGUUCAAAUAUCAGCCUACGAGCAAGCUUCAGAGUACAAGGAGAUUGGUGCAGGUGUGGGAAUUGGAGUCAAUGCUGCAAAGUUACUGUAUAAAAUUGGACUGGGAGAACGCCUGAGCGGGAUAUCAGGGAAUACGGAAGGAUUCUGGAUCACCUUUCGACGAUUUGACACUGGCGAGGAAGUUGUCACGGUACGGGAGGAGCUUGCACAGAAAUUCAGAAACUCUCCGGUUCAAAGAGCCGAGUUUCUAGAUCUGCUUCUGGCUGCUGUGAGGGAGCGAGGUGCGGCAUCCUUGUUUACGAAGAAGUGUUGCAAGCACGUGAAGGUGUAUUUUCUCCACCCCUUUAACUCCUUUAUGCGGAGAACUAACUGUAGGCAGAGAUUUGACAAUCAUGUGACCAUUAUUGGAUGCGAUGGCAUCCAUUCUGCCUUGAGAUCCCAGUACGUCACUGACAGGCCAAUAUACAGUGGCAGGAUUGCCUGGAGGGGACCUGUUGAGGUGCAAAGUAUCGCAGAAGGGUGGCGUUUUCCGACCAAAUCUGUCCAGUGGAUGGCCCGAGACAGGCACUUUCUCGUCUUUCCAAUCAGUCAAAACAAAUUAUUGAAUGUGGUGGGGUUUGUCACCAAGGACCGGGUCGAAUUGGGAGAUCUCAAAGAAAGUUGGUCUUGCACAGGUAAACUUACAUCCACGCCGUCAAAAUGGCUUCUCAAUGAUCGAGAUCCGCUUGCAGAAUGGGUGUACGAGGACGGCCAAGUGGUAUUGGUGGGAGACUCCGCUCAUGCCAUGCUGCCAUACCAAGGUGCUGGUGCCGGUCAGGCGAUUGAAGAUGGUUACAUUCUUAGUCGCGCAAUGCAGGACUUCUUCAAAUCGUUACCCAGAGCUCAGAAGGUUCAAGAGACGACAAGAGAAGCUGGUGACAUCUACGAGAUGCAGUCGCCAGAUAUGAGAGGUCUCACAUUUGAUGAUUGUAUGCCAUUAGUAAAGGCGAGGAUUGAGAGUAGGAUGAAGUGGAUUUGGAUGGAGGAUAUAGAUGCCAUAUAUGACGCUGCAAGGAUCAAUUUGAGGGGUAGUAGCAUAAGCUAG
This is a messenger RNA of Hyaloscypha bicolor E, 1182 nucleotides long. Its product is annotated as FAD/NAD(P)-binding domain-containing protein. The transcript has 4 exons. NCBI's taxonomy places the organism in Eukaryota, Fungi, Ascomycota, Leotiomycetes, Helotiales, Hyaloscyphaceae. The record is from RefSeq and is a predicted model, not a curated record. Gene Ontology annotation, biological process: secondary metabolite biosynthetic process. The coding region runs from base 1 to 1182 and encodes 393 amino acids. Gene Ontology annotation, molecular function: FAD binding.